Molecule: messenger RNA, 1266 nt
Organism: Zasmidium cellare ATCC 36951
Lineage: Eukaryota; Fungi; Ascomycota; Dothideomycetes; Mycosphaerellales; Mycosphaerellaceae
Exons: 5
Coding region: 1-1266 (421 amino acids)
Source: RefSeq, a predicted model, not a curated record
AUGGCAGAAGAGGCUGCCGUCGACUAUUCCCUGGCCAACCCAGACACCCUCACCAAGUACAAGACCGCUGCUCAGAUCUCGCAGAAGGUCCUCGAGACUGUUUCGGGAUGGUGCACCGAGGGUACCAAGAUCGUUGAGAUCUGCCAGCGCGGCGACAAGCUCCUCGACGAUGAGAUUGCCAAAGUCUACAAGGGCAAGAAGAUCCUCAAGGGCAUCUCCCACCCAUGCACCGUCUCGCCGAGCUCCUACGUCACUCCCUACACCCCUCUGACUUCCGAUGCUGAAGAGGCCGAGGUUGCGCUCAAGGCUGGGGAGGCAGCGAAGAUUCAGCUCGGUGCACAGAUUGAUGGCUUCGGUUCCAUUGUGUGCGACACGGUCCUCGUGCGCCCCAAGGGUGACAGCGAGAAGUCAUUGUCUGGACGUCCAGCCGAACUCUUACUUGCAACCCACUACGCCAACGAGCUGCUCCUCCGCGUGAUGAUGCCUCCAGGUCUUUUGGCGCAGGGUACAGAUGAAGAGAAGAAGAAGGCACAAGCGGUCAAGCCGUACAGCCAGUCGAAGAUCACACAGCUUCUGGAGAAGGUGGUCAAGAGCUACGAUUGCAACUUGGUCGAGAACACCACAUGCUGGCUGUUUGACAGAAACGAGAUUGAGAGCAAGAAGAAGAUCAUCCUGGCACCAGGCGAGGGUGUCAAAGGUGAAGGACUGCCAGAGGUUGGUGAAGUCUGGGGCGUUGAGGUGGGAGUGAGCAUUGGGUCAGGCAAGGUCAAGACUCUCCCACAGAGACCGACCCUCCACCGCAGGACCACCACGACCUACGGCCUGAAGCGCCCAAGUUCGCGAGCUACGCUCUCUGAGAUUCAGAAGAAGUUCGGCACCUUCCCCUUCAGUCUGCGACAACUUGAUGAUGAGCGCGCUGGCAAGGUCGGUGUUGUCGAGUGUGUUCGUGGUGGCGUUGUGCGACAGUAUGAGGUGAUUGGUUCUACUGAUGGAGAGCCAGUUAGCCGCCUGUUCACCACUGUCGCUGUCACCAAGAACGGCCUCCAGCGACUGGCCGCCCCACCUCAGCCGAAUGUCUCACAGUGGAAAUCUGACAAGAAGAUCACCGACGAGGAGGUCCUCAAAAUCUUGGAGCAGCCGCUCUCAAAGGCUAGCAGCAAGCCCAAGAACAAGAAGAAGAAGAAGAAGCCAGCGAAGAAGGCCGCGCCCAAGGAGGAAGAGGAAGAAGAUGACGACGAUGACGACGAGGACAGCGACGAUGAGUGA